Saccostrea cuccullata (small rock oyster) is the source of this 1474-nucleotide messenger RNA. RefSeq lists its product as uncharacterized. Lineage: Eukaryota; Metazoa; Mollusca; Bivalvia; Ostreida; Ostreidae. The transcript has 2 exons. Gene Ontology annotation, biological process: DNA integration; DNA recombination. Gene Ontology annotation, molecular function: DNA binding. The coding region runs from base 159 to 1457 and encodes 432 amino acids. The record is from RefSeq and is a predicted model, not a curated record.
GAACACUUUGCAUUUUCUUUAAACUUACGACAAACUUAGAUAUGUUCCGAAUAAACUCAUGAAUAUUCAUUAUGAAUCGAAAUGCAUUGCGAGUCAACUGGUCCCAGAUCUAUCAAAAAGAACCAGUUUACUGGUAGCAAACGACAACAACACUGAACAUGGCGAGCAGAUUUGCGGAACUAGGAGACGACGAUUUAGACAAAUUACUGGAUAUGAGGGACAGUAAGAACACUAAACGAAUUAUAAAAGCAUCAUUAGAAGUACUGAAAGCAUACAUGUUAGAGAAAAAUAUGAAUUUUGAUGAAUGCAUCUCGUUUUCUACGGAAGAAAUGGACUGUCUCCUAAGGAAAUUUUACGCGGAAACCAAGAGAGUUAACGGCGAAGUUUAUGCAAAGAAAUCUAUGAUUUCGCUUCGUUAUGGACUACAGAAACAUUUUUUGAAAACAAGAAAAGAAGAUAUAAUCAAUGACGAAGCUUACAAAACCUCCAACGAAAUGUUUAAGGCUGUUCUCGUUAAACUGAAGAAAGAUGGUGUCGGUGAAUCAAAACAGAAGGAGCCAAUUACGCCAGAAGAUUUAUCCAAGCUAUAUGACACAGAAUUUUCAACAGAAACUCCUACAGCACUACAGAAAAAGACAAUAUUUGAAUACAUUUAUUAUUUCUGUAAUAGGGGGCGUGAGAACAUUAGGGAACUUCAGAAAGAGGACUUUACCAUUUCAACAGAUUCCACAGGAAGAGAAUAUGUCACUGUCAGAGAAAGACAGACAAAGAACCAUAGGGGGGAUGAUUUAAUGGACACCUCUGUAAAACAGGGAAGGAUGUAUGAUCGUCCUGGAGAUCCCAAUUGUCCUGUAGCAUCGUUUAAGAAAUACCUUGGCAAGCUUCAUCCUAAUAAUCCGAACUUCUGGCAGAGGGCAAAGAGAAAAUUUGAUGAAUCUGAUGAAACAUGGUACGACAAUUCCCCGGUUGGGAAAAACGCUCUGUAUGCAUUUAUGGCAAAUCUGAGUGCAGAGGCUAAACUCAGUAAACGCUACACUAACCACUGCAUUAGAGCAACGAGUAUAUCAACAUUAGACCAUCAGGGAAUUGAAGCAAGACACAUCAUGAGUGUGAGUGGCCAUAAAAAUGAAACAUCAAUCAAGUCUUAUAGUUCCAAAUUGAGUGAUCAGAAAAAACGCGAAAUGUCGGACAUUCUUGGUAAAAACAUACAUUUCUCUAAAACUGUGUCUACAGUGCCAUCAACAUGUGAUCCGCCUACCACCAACGACGCACGUUAUCCACAGCUCGACUUCCUUGAAUGCGACAUAGUCAAGGAAUUGCUUGAAAAUGAUUUUUCUCUGGAUCACGUGCCAUGUGAUAGUCUUCCUUUGAACACAAGCCUGACAAAUACACUCUCGAGUAACACCAACCAGUUCAAAUUUUCAAACUGUAAUGUAACUUUCAAUUUUACAAAGUAAAAAACUCAGACAUUUAG